AUGCUACAAGCGAUAUUCCCAGUUCCCACACACUUCCUCCUUCUGCGAAAGAGCUUCAAGCGCGGCAGCAAAUUGCUGUUGCCAACGUUCAAGAUGGCCAUGCUCUAUCCGGACGAUCUGGCCAUUAGAGAUAAUGUGGGCGAGUACACCUACUUCCAGCUGUAUAUGGCGGCCAAGCGACUAUCCAUACAGAUCUCCAAUAUAUGCGGCAGCGGCGCUUCGUUGCCUGUCGGACUUUUCUGUGCAAACGAUGCCAUGUGGAUUGUGAUGCUGUGGAGCUGCUGGAUGUCCGGCCAAGUAGCAGUGCCCCUGCGUACGAGCCCAAGCCUGGAGAUGUUGCGUCUCCAGGCAAUCGACUGUAAGGCAAAGCUGUUCCUUGGCACUCCCGAAAACGCGAGCAUUGUCGACGAACUGGCCCAGACCCUGAAGGCGGCCACCAUUGUACUGGACCAUGACUUUGUGCCUCCAGUGAAGGAAAUCUCCUCCACAUCGAUGUACGCCCAGCAGCUGGUGGUCAGCGGAGAGUCGGGCGUUCUGAUGCCAGAGGCCAUGCUGCCCAAUGACUUCUACGAGAACAGCAUAGCCAUGCUGCUGUACAAGUCCACGUCCACGUCCAACGAGAGCCACAGCCCCAAGCCGGUGCUGCUCAGCCACCGCAAUGUCGACGCCCAGAUCCACUGCCUGAUCAACACCUGGCGCCUGGGGCCCAGCGACACCUUGCUGCCGGUCCUGCCGAUGGUGCACAUGCACAGGAGGGGAUCUUCAUUCCCACCGGCGACAUAUGCGCCUACUACAACGAUGCGAUGUGAUAACCGUCGGCGGUCUCCAGGUCAACGCCUCGGAAGUGGAGAAGGUGCUCCUCUCGCAUGGCCAUCCCGGAUUCGGUGUGGGGCAAUCGACUCUGUGUCGUUUGCAUUGCCUCGCCCGACGUCCAGAUUGAGCUGGAGACCAUCGCGACAUAUUUCCAGGAACGCUUGCCGCCCUACAAGUGUCCCCAUGUCGUAAAAUUAACAGGAUAUGCCCUAAACUCUUGUUAAACUUUGAUCUGAAUAAAAUCAAGGCAUUAGAAAUUUCUAUUAAAA
Molecule: messenger RNA, 1082 nt
Organism: Drosophila miranda
Lineage: Eukaryota; Metazoa; Arthropoda; Insecta; Diptera; Drosophilidae
Product: malonate--CoA ligase ACSF3, mitochondrial-like
Exons: 3
Coding region: 1-1005 (334 amino acids)
Biological process (GO): fatty acid metabolic process
Molecular function (GO): medium-chain fatty acid-CoA ligase activity
Source: RefSeq, a predicted model, not a curated record